Molecule: messenger RNA, 2470 nt
Organism: Haplochromis burtoni (Burton's mouthbrooder)
Lineage: Eukaryota; Metazoa; Chordata; Actinopteri; Cichliformes; Cichlidae
Gene: efcab10
Product: EF-hand calcium-binding domain-containing protein 10
Exons: 5
Coding region: 1963-2367 (134 amino acids)
Molecular function (GO): calcium ion binding
Source: RefSeq, a predicted model, not a curated record
GACAAAAUUAAGCCUUAGGUAUCAACAAAAGUAAACAAAGGCCAAAACUGGAAGCUUCUAUUUGCCAAAUCGACCCAGGAUUGUACUAUACUGUCUAGUAUGGGAAAACAUUGUCAAACAUUGGCCUGGUCGAACAAAGACUUCAGUCUAUCCCAUGCAGAGACCUUCAUCAAGGAUGCCAAGAUUUAGGUUUUCUGGUCACCAGAAAAGUGAAGCCAAAAUUCAGGGAGUUGUUUUCUUUGGUCCUGAAAUCCCUGAACUGGUGCAUGACGAUGAGUUCAAAAAGAAAAGUAUACCAGACGUCCCACCAAAGCCUGGUGAGCUUCGAACGGAGCUGCAGGGCUACAAAGUCAGAGAAGAAGCCUUAAAGAAGGUUAAAUCUGAACAAGAUACCGGCUGAUGUGGAUCUACAUCCUCUGUGUGACAGACACUGAAAGAAGCAGAUAGCACUAGCCCCACUAUGUCAUGUGUGGGAUGUCUGCACAUAAAUAUCUUCUGUGUUUUCUUCUAAUGGGACAAACAGGAGAAGAAUAAAGUACCAUAUCAUUGGUUAUCAGGGAUCUUAAGGAUCUUAUCCGGAUUAUCUCCCCCCCGGCUGUUAUUGCAUUUCUUCUUCCUUCUUGAAUGUGUUUGCAUUGUUAAAGUGCAAAAUACUCUGAGGUUUUAAUCAUGAAAACAUAUAGCGGGAGUUGGAGUCAUGAAAGAGUUUAUGGCCUCCACCAUGGAGAUAAAAAUGUUUUCAAUAAAAAAAAAAACAUCAAACAAGAAUUUUGGCAGCACUUUGUGGUACAUGAGAGUGAUUUAAACUGAAAUGCAUACAAUUUCCUUUUUUGGAACAAAAAAAUUUAAUAGAUAUUCUUUUGGGCGGGGGAGUUGUUCCACUCAUUGGAUGACAGCAUGAGACUUAUGAUUUUUAAUGUUGACUGUAAUUGGUUAGGGAGGGAGAUAUGAAGUGUUCUUAGUAUAGUGUGGCAUGCAAUGCAUUCAUUUGAUCACAUUUUUUGUUGUAUUCAAGCUUGAAGUGCUUUUCAUCAAAAUAGCUUUUGACAGUCCUUUUUUUUAAGAUCACAAGUCUAAACUCCUACAUGUUGGCAGGCGUAAAGUUUAAGUUAAGGUUAAAUAACAAUGGAAAUAAUGCCUUUCAAUUGAUAAGUGCCACAGAGAAGUAGAGUGUCAAAUUAUUUUUUACAAAGGAGUACAUAAGUAAAGUAAUAAGACCCCAACACUGAUUGUUUGAGGGAGCUCCUAUCUAUCAAUACAAACUGACAUUAUAACUGAGAGGGUUACACAUAAGCCAAGAUGGUGUUAUAAUUUCCAGAGGAGAAAGGUUUUUUUAAAAACUUUAAUUUGGGCCUAGCUUUUACACAUUUAUUAAUCAUGUUCAGUUGAUAGUUAUAUAAAUGCUGUUUAAAUGGCUUUACCAUGCAAGUAUUGUAGAUAAUGCUUCAGGCAGCAUAUUUGAUGGGAAGACUGGCUUCCGAUCAAAUAUUAUUGCCCUGCUUCUCUUCUGACCAGUUCAUAAGCAAGUAAGGUUUAUUUAUGUAGCACUUUCCAAGAACAAACUUCACAAUAAAGUACUUUACAAAGUGGUAAAAACCUGGUGGUCACAACAAAAGCCCAGUCACCAGUACUUGUAUUGCUCAGCACUGUUGGAUAAGAAUAUGGCUAAGACAGAAGGAAUGUAACUUAGUACGUUUACUCAAGUACUUUACUGAAAAACAGUACUUUAUUUACGUAUUUCUGUGUUGUGCUACUUUCUGCUUCUGCUCCGCUAUAUGGAUGCAGAUGUCGUGCUUUGUACUCCAUGCCGUACGUUUUUAAACUGUAGGUUCGAUAGUUUAUAGACAGAUCAUUUCUUCCCUGUUCAUGGUUUCGGUGUGCCAACCCAGUGAAAACAUCCUGGACACAGCCCUGACCCCGACCUGCGUAUCAUAGCAACAGGUUCAAACAAAAGGGGAAAAGAUGGCGGCGCGGAGGGAGGAAGACGCAGCUGUUUAUCUGGAGAAACACAAACUCAUCGAGCUUAUGGACAACCUGACUAGCAUGCUCUUCUUUUACAGACCCGAGAAACCCAGGGAGUUUCUUAUUGAAAAACUGGAGCAGCUAAAGCUGUCUCAACAGAGUGGUGUGAUUGGGCCAAAUCUGUUCGAUGACUCUAACCUGGAUGUAGUCUUUAGGAUUAUGGACCCUGAUAAUAAACAAUACAUCUCUUUUGUCCAGUACAAACAAGCUUUGACAAUGAUGGGCAUAAAAGACAUCAAUGAAUGUCCCGAUGGUGUAAAUGAAGAUCGGAUAUCCCAUGAGACGUUCAAAACAGAAGCGACACAAGGUCUGGAGAGGUGCUCAGCAACUUAUGUACAGCUGUGAAGUGUUGAAGCUACUGCCCAGCCCAGCUUUGAACUGUUUAGUUUGAAAUGUUAAAAUGUGUAUCUUUAUCUACCAAUAAAUUCAAACCAAAAAAGGCACAGCA